UGGCCCCCUCCGGCACCGGGAACCAGAGCUUCGGUUCGGCCGAGAUAGCAGACAACCGCCACCCCACCCCGGGCUCGCAGGCUAACUCGCUCCGGCUUUGGUUCGACAUGAUGGACGCGGGUUCGAGCGCGUUUCUCCGCGGAGGAUCAGCAGCGCAGCGCAUCGGUGGCGUCUCCAUGUGGCUGACGCUCUGGCUGACUGCACUGAGCUGCACCCCGGCCCAGGGCUGCCCGCGUCUCUGCGUUUGCUACCCGAACCCGAUGACGGUGAGCUGCCAGGCACAGAACUUCACAUCAGUGCCAGUGGGUGUGCCGUACAACUCGCAGCGCGUCUUCCUGCAGAACAACCAGAUCACCGAGCUGCGGGUGGACUCCUUCGGCUUCGAGACUCAGGUCCUCUGGCUCUUCUCCAACAACAUCACGUGGAUCGAGGCCGGGGCCUUCAGCGAGCUGCGUGAGCUCGAGGAGCUCGACCUGGGCGACAACCCAUCGCUGCGGCGCCUCGAGGGCGGGGCCUUCAGGGGGCUCGAGCGCCUACAGAGCCUGCACAUGCACCGGUGCCGUCUCGCCGCGCUGCCCCACGACAUCUUCCACAAGCUCUACAGCUUGCAGUUCCUCUACCUUCAGGAGAACCAGCUGCACUUCCUGCAGGACGACCUCUUCUCGGACCUGGUCAACCUCAACCAGCUCUUCCUACAUGGCAACCGCAUCCGUACGCUCUCGGAGCACGCCUUCCGCGGCCUCGUCAACCUGGACCGCCUCCUGCUUCAUGACAACCGCAUCCGGCAGGUACACCGGCGCGCCUUCCGUGACCUGGGGCGCCUCACCAUGCUCUUCCUGUUCAACAACUCGCUUGCUGAGCUGCCGGGGCAGGUGCUCCGCGACACCGCCUCCGUCCAGUUCCUGCGGCUCAACGGCAACCCGUGGUCGUGCGGCUGCGAGGCCCGGUCCCUGUGGGAGUUCUUUCGUGGCGCCCGCAUCUCCAGCUCGGAGUUGCUGUGUUCCUCGCCCUCCACACGCCGGGGCCUGGACCUGCGCUUCCUGCGCGAGAUGGACUUUGCCCUGUGCCCAUUGCCAGACCCCGGCUCGCUGGCCGGCACCACCACCACCACCUUCAGCACCAAGACUCGCUGGUGGUUCUCCAAGGCCAAGCCGGUCUCCUCCACCAAGGGUGUCUUCGAGAAGAGCUCAGAGACCGUCAAAGCAUUUCCCUUCUCGGCCAGCAAGGCCCUGGACUCGUCCGUGUCCAACUCAGCUGUCGCGUCUGCCAAGUACGAGUUCGACGAGGAGGAGGCCGCGCUACCCAAGCUGGACCCCGAAGAGUACUGGGCCAACUACGGCAAUGAGGACGCUGCCGUCACCGGCCUGCGCUGCUUUGAGCUCGAGUGUCCGCCGGGCUUCGACCUGCCGUCUCUGCCGGCCGCGGCGUCCUGCCCCACCUCGUCCUCUGCGCUGUCCGUUGUUGUCUUUGCCGUUCUGUCCCUCUCCGUCCACAUGCUCGUCGGUUGAAUCCGGCUGCCCCCUGUAUCAAGAGUCCGCAGUCCUUCCUUUGUUCCACCGGCCCCACACACUUGCACCUUAGUUCCUGCCAGUUUUCCCUUGGAGCUCCGCCCAUAUUGAGCUCCUCAGCGGGAAGAGCAGUGGGAUGGUGCUGUGCAGGGGGGACUUGCCUGGAGCACCGACAUGGACAAACGGCGAGCCGUCCUUUUUAGCUUUGCAGAGGGAGGCUGCCUGUGGCGCAUUCGCUGCCACCCUGCCACAUUGUAACACUGCAGCACUGAUGUCACCAGUGCGGCUAACAAACCACACACACUAAAGCUGCUGCUGCUUCUGCUGCGUGUGCUGCUAGUGCGAUUGCUGCCAACAUCACUUUCACCGUCAUUUGCUCCUUCGCACCACAGUCCGUGCAGCUGCAUUGGCCCCUGCCAGCAGAGGGCGCUGCUCACUGUGCUCACUGGCACUGCGGACCCUCCAGUGUGAGCAGUGCAAUUCGCAGCAGCUGUCCUUCGCUCUCAACUUGACACAGACCCUGGGGGGCGCCCGUCGCCUUUCGCUCUCUCUCUCAGCUUGACUUAGUAAAGGUGCAGCUGUUUAGCAGCCAGUGAGCGGUGCUGAUUUUGGGCACCCGGUACCUGGGUUCUGAUCCCUCGAGAGUCGGCCGCCGGACCGAGACGAGAGAAGAGCGCCGGUAUCACGCAGCUGACAGAGACGACGGCACGACCGGGGUCCCGCGAGCAACAAAGCGGAGCAGGUGCUUUGAGUCACUCCCAUGUGCCAAUGUGCUUCUGAGAGGAAUCACCAGCAGGGGGAGUAACGGCUCACAUCACUUGUAAAUAGACAUAAGGUGUGAACGCGAAUGUCUCCCGUUGCUCUUUCUCUCUGAGUGGUGUGUGUGUGUGUGUGUGUGUGUGUGUGUGUGUGUGUGUGUGUGUGUGUGUGUGUGUGAGAGAAGUUGUGCUUCAUGCAAAAGUGAGCAAGCGUCACCCCAAACUGCUGACCCCCACUGACCACCAGGGGGAGCUGCAGUACGUCAUGGAUGCAUAAGGAGGCUAGAACGUGGUAAAGAGCGCACGGACUGAACCGCAUUCCCACACAGCCUGACCUCACUGACCGACUGGACCAUGAGCCCUCUUACACUGGGCUCAGACGGACUCCGGGAGCAGGCAAACGGACAGACCGCAGCGCUUCCUACUAGACCACGCAGACAGUGAUGCUGCUGGAGAUGGGACUUUGCAGGACACACUGAGCGACUGACCGGAUGGAGAGUCUGGAAAGGGAGCCGCUGUCCUUUGGUGCCAUUUCCAUGGGCCUCCGUGGAGAGACUAAUAGAGAGCCAGAGUCCGGUCUGAGAGGGGUGGACCACACUCUGCGUGUGUGUGCGUGUGUGCGUGUGUGCAUGUGUGCGUGUGAAAGGAACACGGAAAACAAGCUCCACAUGCUCUAUGUAAUCAUACGUUGGGUUGCUGUGAGUGUUUGGUGAAAAAACACUGAAACAGAAAAAAAUGUAAAUUUGACUGAAUAACUUUUGUGUCGUUCCUUUUGA
This is a messenger RNA of Scleropages formosus (Asian bonytongue), 3042 nucleotides long. RefSeq names its product reticulon-4 receptor-like 2. Gene Ontology annotation, cellular component: plasma membrane; external side of plasma membrane. Lineage: Eukaryota; Metazoa; Chordata; Actinopteri; Osteoglossiformes; Osteoglossidae. The coding region runs from base 108 to 1508 and encodes 466 amino acids. The record is from RefSeq and is a predicted model, not a curated record. The transcript has 3 exons. Gene Ontology annotation, molecular function: ganglioside GM1 binding; ganglioside GT1b binding; protein binding. Gene Ontology annotation, biological process: positive regulation of Rho protein signal transduction.